Molecule: messenger RNA, 889 nt
Organism: Coregonus clupeaformis (lake whitefish)
Lineage: Eukaryota; Metazoa; Chordata; Actinopteri; Salmoniformes; Salmonidae
Product: rhophilin-2-like
Exons: 2
Coding region: 143-583 (146 amino acids)
Biological process (GO): negative regulation of stress fiber assembly
Molecular function (GO): protein binding
Source: RefSeq, a predicted model, not a curated record
UCCCAUGCCAAUAAAGCCCUUUGAAUUGAAUUGAGAGAGAUGCCUAUAUAGGGUACCAUUUCAGACAGCCAGUGCUAUUUCUGAGACUGUCCCCCCCUUGUGAAAAACCCAUCCUCCUUCCUCCAGUUGUUAAAAAUACUAAAUGUUGUUAUCUCUCUGUUACCAGGCCGACGGGCUGAAAGAGGGGGACUACAUUGUUGCCGUGGGAGACACUGACUGUAAGUGGAUGGGAGUGAGCGAGGUGAUGCGGCUGCUGAAGGAUGUGGACGAGAACGGGAUUGACAUUCGCGUUGUUAGCUUGAUGGACAGCGGCCUGCCCAUGCCCACCAAGAGUGCCACCUACUGCGGAGGCAUCCCUAAGACCUACUCCAUGAUCUGCCUGGCCUUUGACGACGACAAGAACCCCAAGGGCCGCAAGGUGUCCAAGAAGGGCUCCUUCCUCUCCUGGGGCCUGAAGAGCCACCUGAAGAGCUCCAGCACCCUCAGCCUCCCCACGGCAGACUACUCUGGCUCACUGCCUUGGAACAAACCCUGCCCCACCUUCCCUUCCUCCAGCUCCUACAACGACUCAGCUCUCUACUAGGGAAGGACCUGAAACGCACACUGCGCUCUACUGGGUUCAGAGAAUACUGUGUUAGGAGUCCCAAAUGGCACCCUAUUCCUUAUAUAGUGCACUACUUUGGGAGCUCUACGGGCUUUGGGUCUAAAGUAGUGCACUAUAUUGGGAAUAGGGUGCCUUUUUGGGACACGUCCCAUAGCAUUGUGGCGCAGCCUGAGAACCCCAACAGAUGUGUUGCAGUAAAGGCACAGGUUUGCACAGUCAUAGCCCCCAGUCAUAGCCCCCAGUCAUAGCCCCCAGUCAUAGCCCCCAGUCAUAGCCCCCAGUCAU